AUGGCAGCUGGCAAGAAAAGUGCACAGCUCAGCGAGUACGAGCGAGCGCGACAAGAGAAGAUUGCGAAGAAUCAGGCGCUGCUCCAACAACUACAGCUCGACGCGCAGCAGACUGGCAUAGGACCAAAGUCGAAGCCCAAGCCAUCUUCCACUGCAGGGCAGAAGCGCAAGAAGCCAGCGCCCAAAGCCAAAGUGGAAGAGGGACCACGUCGAACUUCGUCUCGUCUGAAGGGUAUUGUAGCAGACUCAGAAGUCGCACGGCAGAAGCAGGAAGACGAUCAUGAAGCGUUUCAGGAGCAGCAACGGAUCAAGAGGCAGCGCGUCAGCGAGGAUAUUGAUCUACACAAUACGAUUGUCAAUGGGCAGAACUGGAACAGAGCAGGGAAUUGGUUGUCAAUGGUUGGACCUGCAGAUCCCGGUGUGCGAACGUUCGACAAGACAGAUAUCAAAGACACGACAGACAAAGAGUUAAAAGCACUGCGAGAACGCAUGAGCAAUCUACAACUAUGGGAAGGAGCAGAACCCAACAGGAUCAAGAUCACACCAGAGAGGAUAUACGCCCUUGGCUUCCAUCCCGCCCAGGACAAAGCGCUAGUCUUCGCUGGCGACAAGCUAGGCAACAUGGGCCUCUUCGACGCCUCUCAAACCACACCCGAGAAGAUCAAACAAGAAGCUGACGAUGCCGACGAAGACGGCGAUGUCGACGAUGAAGUUGAGCCAGCAAUCACAACCUUCAAGAUUCACACCCGCACCAUUAGCGCCUUCCAAUUCUCUCCCCACGAUCACAACGCCCUCUACUCAGCCUCCUACGACUCCUCAAUCCGCAAGCUCGACCUAACCAAAGGCGUAGCAGUCGAAUCCUACGCACCCGAGGACAGGUCCGCAGACGAACCCCUAUCAGGAGUCCAAAUCUCCCAUGCCGACCCCAACACUCUCCACUUCACCACCCUUAGCGGCGCAUUCGGGAUAAAAGACAUGCGCACGCCUAAAAACCAAGUCACAAUGCUUCAACUCUGCGAGAAGAAAAUCGGAGGUUUCUCCCUCCACCCAGCACAUCCUCACCUCGUAGCCACAGCCUCCCUAGACCGCACCCUCAAGAUCUGGGAUUUGCGAAAGAUCACCGGCAAAAAAGACGAUCGUCUUCCUGUUUUGGUCGGCGAACACACCUCCAAACUCUCCGUCUCCCACGCCGCCUUCAACUCCGCCGGCCAAGUCGCCACAGCCUCCUACGACGACACCGUCAAAAUCUACGACUUCCCCUCCUGCGGCGACUGGAAAGUCGGCACAACCCUCGACGAUAACGAAAUGUCUCCAGCAACGAUUGUCCCUCACAAUAAUCAGACAGGGCGAUGGGUGACGAUAUUGCGAGCGCAGUGGCAGUUGCAGCCGCAGGAUGGGAUUCAGAGGUUCUGUAUUGGGAAUAUGAAUCGGUUUGUGGAUAUAUAUACGGGUAAGGGGCAGCAGCUUGCGCAGCUGGGUGGGGAAAAUAUUACGGCUGUGCCGAGUGUUGCGCAGUUUCAUCCGACGAUGGAUUGGGUUGGUGCUGGGACGGCGAGUGGGAAGCUGUGUCUUUGGAUGUGA
Fulvia fulva is the source of this 1581-nucleotide messenger RNA. Its product is annotated as DNA damage-binding protein CMR1. NCBI's taxonomy places the organism in Eukaryota, Fungi, Ascomycota, Dothideomycetes, Mycosphaerellales, Mycosphaerellaceae. Gene Ontology annotation, molecular function: protein binding; DNA binding. Gene Ontology annotation, cellular component: nucleus. The transcript has a single exon. The coding region runs from base 1 to 1581 and encodes 526 amino acids. The record is from RefSeq and is a predicted model, not a curated record. Gene Ontology annotation, biological process: regulation of DNA damage checkpoint.